Messenger RNA from Bubalus bubalis (water buffalo), 2379 nucleotides. RefSeq names its product zinc finger CCHC-type containing 18 (gene ZCCHC18). The record is from RefSeq and is a predicted model, not a curated record. Lineage: Eukaryota; Metazoa; Chordata; Mammalia; Artiodactyla; Bovidae. Gene Ontology annotation, cellular component: nucleus.
GCAACCCACUCCAGUGUUCUUGCCUGGAGAAUCCCAGGGACGGCGGAGCCUGGUAGGCUGCCGUCUAUGGGGUCGCACAGAGUCGGACACGACUGAAGCGACUUAGCAGCAGCAGCAGCAGAGGAGGCGUCAUCCUUUUUCACUGCAGGGCCACGGCGACCAGAAGGUGGCAUCCACACCUGUCCCCGCCAGAGCAUUCGCUGUCCACCGGCCGAGCACAGGUAACGAAAAAGGGCGCGAUUGCCUGUCCCGGAGAGAGGAGGGAAGAGCUCCAUCAGGAUUGGGCGGCUCUAUUGUUUACCAAAUCGCGAGGGCUGAAAGGCAGCCGAAGGAGCACUCCCGCGGCCCGGCUGCGCAGAGACAGGAGACCACCAAAGUCGAAUUCGAACUCAAUUUCUGUGCGGCUGAUUGCGGAGCUGGUAGGACAACGAUUUCCCGGAGUGGAUUCAGGGACUGAGAUCUGCAAUCUCGCGUGGACAGAGGUCAACCUACCUCGGAAUCCAGCUUUCUAACUCAAGCUCUUGUUGUGAAAUAAAGACCCUACUGAGAUACAAGGAAGAUGGAGCCCAGGAACGUUGCUUUGGGGAUUUCUCCUGCAGAUUAGGCUUUUCUAGAAAGGCUGAGCAUUUUGUUACAUUCAUAUAGAUGAUCAUUGUCAGUCAUGGCCAGCAUCAUUGCACGUGUGGGUAACAACUGGCAGCAGAAUACAGCCUUGCCACCCUGGGCCCAUUCCAUGUUGAGGUCCCUGAGGGGGAAGGGGAGUCUUGGUCCUUCAAGGGUCAACAUGGCAGAAGGAAAGAUGAAAUUGUUCUCCGGGAGGGUGGUGCCAGCCCAGGAGGAAGAAACCUUUGAAAACUGGCUGAUACAAGUCAGUGGGGCCCUGCCAGAUUGGAAUAUGUCUGAAUAGGAAAAGCUCAAGCGCUUGAUGAAAACCCUGAGGGGCCCCACAUGGGAGGUGAUGCGUUUACUGCAGACAGCCAACCCCAACCUCAGUGUGGCAAAUUUCUUGUGUGCCAUGAAGUUGGUUGGGGAUUCUGAAAGCAGAGUCACUGCCCAUGGCAAAUUUUUUAACACCUUGCAGGCACAAGGGGAGAAAGCCUCCCUUUGUGUAAUCCGUUUAGAGGUGCAGCUCCAGAACGCUAUUCAGGCUGGGAUAAUAGCUGAGAAAGAUGCAAAUCAGACACGCCUGCACCAGCUCCUUUUAGGGGCUGAGCUGAAUGGGGACCUGUUCUUCAGGCUGAAGAAUCUUCUCAGGAUGUAUGCAAAUGAGCAGGAGUGUCUCCCCAAUUUCCUGGAGUUAAUCAGGACGAUAAGGGAGGAAGAGGAUUGGAAUGACACUUCUAUGAAACGGAAGCGGCCCAAAAGAUCUGAGCUAAUCAUGGAGACAGCAGUAAGCCCUGUGGCAUUUCAGGGCCCCCAGGCAAUGGCCAUCAGCACUGCUGAUUGCGAUGUGAUAGAAGUAGAUGAUACCCUUAAUGACUCACAUGAGGAUGUGAUCAUGGUGGAGUCUCAGAACCCUCCACUUACAUCCAUAGGUGCCCCUCCCCUCAGGGUCAGGGCCAGACUUCAGGAUCAAAUACUGGUCAUUGAUUCCCUAAACAGUUCUCAGGCUCAAUCUCCUUCUACCAGUGGUGGUUCUGCAUAUAACAAUGAUGGUCCUGGGGAUAUACGUAGAACCAGGAAGAGAAAAUAUACUAUCCACUGUUCAUACUGUGGUGAGGAGGGCCACUCAAAGGAAACCAGUGAUAGUAAGAGCAACAAGGCCCAGGUGUUUGAGAAUCUGAUCAUCACCCUGCAAAAGCUGAUACAUACAGAGGAGACAUCAAAAGAUAUCCCAGGCAAGCACAGUGGCCUCUCUGAGCCACAGUAAUGUGCUAGACCCAGCCCUAAGUGAACCCUUAACUGUAUUCAGAGACUGCUGAUGGGGAAAACUAGGGUAGGCUGGGGGAGGCUUCUAUGUGCGUGAAUUAAUCCACAAAGUGGCUUUCUUUGGGGAAGAAGAGAUUGUAGAUACCAGCAAAAUGAAGAAGACAGCCUGACCUCUGUCCCUGCUUCUCCCUCCAUCUGCCUAAGGGUCUAUGUGUGUGUCUAUUUCCUUGAUGAUUGUGUUCCUUUUGUGAAAGGAGUACAAGUUAUUGUUAAACUUUCAGAGACCGAAGGAAACUACAAAAACUGAAGUGCAAAUUACCUGAAACUCCCCACCCUUGCAUAACCAUUGUCAGUCCUUGGAUGAAUGGGUUUCUAGAUAUCUCCCUAUUCCUGUGUACCAAGAUAGAUAUUAUAUACAGAUAAAAGUGAUCAAAUAUAAGUGUUAUUCUAUGCUGUGUAUUUUUUCACCAAACAAUAUAUGUUGUGGACUUUUAUGUCAAUUCAUAAGCA